AUGGGCAGUGGAAGAUUGAUUGAUGUUACUGGAGCCAUCGGUACGACCUAUUUGGGUCUUCCUAGGAGUGCACUAGUGAGCAAUGCGGUUUCAGGGGACGGUUGGAGUCUUAGAAACAAGCGCAGCAGAAGGUUUCAGAGUUUAAACACUCAAAUUCUCGCGGAGCCACUUCCAGAUACUAGUAGGGGGACUGAUCUGAUACUUUGGAGGCAUAAGGAGGAUGGUUUCAGGGAUAUGUUCCCAACGGCUAACACUUGGAACCAGAUUAGACCCAAGAAAGCAAAGGUUGAUUGGAGUAAGGUGGUUUGGUUCACGCAAAGCAUUCCUAGGUAUUCAUUCAUUACGUGGCUAGCAGUGCUCAACAGGCUUGCUACAGGAGACAUAGGGCUUGGGGAAUCACACAAAGCUGUGGACUGUGUGGAGAAAGAGAUGAGACUCGAGAUCACUUGUUCUUUGAUUGUCCAUAUUCUUACACGGUAUGGGAAAGGUUAG
Messenger RNA from Brassica rapa (field mustard), 492 nucleotides. RefSeq lists its product as uncharacterized. The record is from RefSeq and is a predicted model, not a curated record. Lineage: Eukaryota; Viridiplantae; Streptophyta; Magnoliopsida; Brassicales; Brassicaceae.